Messenger RNA from Sander lucioperca (pikeperch), 1006 nucleotides. RefSeq names its product histone H1-like. Bases 22 to 648 code for a protein of 208 amino acids. The transcript has a single exon. Gene Ontology annotation, cellular component: nucleosome. NCBI's taxonomy places the organism in Eukaryota, Metazoa, Chordata, Actinopteri, Perciformes, Percidae. The record is from RefSeq and is a predicted model, not a curated record. Gene Ontology annotation, biological process: nucleosome assembly. Gene Ontology annotation, molecular function: structural constituent of chromatin; DNA binding.
GCGACAGAGAAAGACACAGACAUGGCAGAAGAAGCUCCAGCAGCUCCAGCAGUUCCCGCGGCGAAAGCCCCUGCCAAAGCCCCCAAGAAGAAGGCAGCUCCCCGGGCAAAGAGUGACGGACCCUCCCUCCCGAAGCUCAUCCUCGACGCCGUGACUGAAUCCAAGGACCGUAAAGGCACCUCGCUUCCGGCUAUCAAAAAGACGUUGGCCACCAAAGGCAUCGACCUGGAAAAGGCCAACAAACGCAUCAACACCGCGGUGAAGAAGCUGGUGACCGACGGAAAGCUGGUCCAGAAUAAAGGGAUUGGGGCUUCCGGAUCCUUCAAGCUCCCCAAGGCUCAGCCUAAAGCCGCCAAAGCGGCCAAGAAAACUCCCGUUAAAGUGAAGAAACCCGCUGCCAAGUCCCCGCAGAAGAAAACCGCAGCUAAGAAAGCGGCAGUGAAGAAGACUGCAGCCAAGAAAGCCGCCGUUAAGAAACCAGCGGCCAAGAAACCAGCAGCCAAGAAGUCUCCUGUGAAGAAAGCUGCCAAAAAGCCAGCAGUGAAAUCUACUCCCAAGAAGGCUGCCCCUAAAAAGGUCGCUAAGAAGAAGACCCCUGUGAAGAAAGCUCCGGCAAAGAAAGCCGCAGCGAAGAAGUCCAAGAAGUAAAGUGGCUCUUUAAUCCGCACUCAGUGCUCCAAAAGGCUCUUUUAAGAGCCACCACACAUUCACCAAAGAGCUGUUUUCCUACAACGUUAUCAUGUCUCUUUCCAUUGUUUGUUUUUCUAUUAUGUAUUCUAUCAAAACACGUUGAUCUACAUAAAAUAUGCUGGUGUAAAGUCAUUUGUUUGCAGUAAAAUUAACGUGCUGCAUUUUCAAAGAACAAAACCAAUCUGAAUAUAAUUUCCAGCACUAGUCCUUCAGUGCUCUGUCCUCUGAACACCACAGGAUGGCGCUAACACACAAGAAGUGAGUAACACUACCUCUUCUGAUCUUAGCCACAGAUUUAAAAAGAUGUUUUCCUAAA